AUGGAGGGACAUACAGCAUGUGUCUUUGGUUCAUCUUUGGUUAUAUUUGGUGGAAAGCACAAUAUUUAUUCUAAUCAACAGCCGCGUUAUUCUAACAAAGUGCGAUUGGUGAAUGAUGUUUCUUUGCUUAUUAAUCGUGAUUACAAUUUGCAUCAACUUCAGUUGAUGCCCGCGACACCCUUGCCCUUUGGUCGUGCAUAUCACACAGCUUGCAUAUACAGGGAAAGGUAUAUGGUGGUUAUUGGGGGUAUGAUUGAAGAACCUAAUGAACAGAUGAAUUGCAUGCGUUCUGUCAAUAUUCUUGAUUUAGAGCUUGGGCGAUGGUCCCAUGUAAUUGCAAAAGGUGAUCAACCAAUUAGUCGCAUUCACCAUGCAAGUGUCGUUUUAAAUAAAGAUUUAUAUAUUCAUGGAGGAUAUCCAAUUUUGUUGGAUAAUGAUGGUUCAUCCAAAGAAUUUUCAGCCCAUCAGCUAUUAAGUAUGGGUAACGUACUCUUUGAUACUUUUGUUCUUAGUUUGGAAUCAAUGAUUUGGCGUCGUGUUACAUCAACAGCCUCUGUUAGACCUUUGUUGUGGGGUCAUUCAGGUAUAUUUUUUCGGGAUAAUAUCCUGCUUUUUGGUGGCUUGGAUGUCUCAAAAGGCAAAGAGGUUGGAGAAUUGGCAUUGUGGGAUAUUUAUACGCGGUCAUGGCAAUGGGCUAAUUGCAAUUCUCCUGUUGCAUCAGCGAUGCAUAAAGCUGUGGUGGUUGGAAUGCAUAGUAAAAAAAAUCAGGAACCGACACAUAUGCUUGUUUUUGGAGGCGUUCAAUUUUCGACGCAAGAAAGCGUUUUGGAAUUAAGGGAGUUUGAUUUAGAAAAAGGUCAAUGGAAAAUUCUCCCAGGUAAGGGUGAAAUUCCUGCGGGUAGAAUUGGGCAUGCUCUCGUUUCGUAUAUGAGUGAUUGGUUAAUAUUGGUGGGUGGUGUAAUUAGAUCUUCCAAUGGCCCGGUUCAAGAUAAUGGUUUAUAUAUCUACCAUUUGCGGACGCAAAAAUGGAAAAGAGUAUCACUGAAUGAAGGUGAAAGACCGUUCACCAAGGGGGAAAAGCGCAUUCAUCGUAAGCCAUUUAUUGGAGGUGAUUAUAAGAACAUCAAUUGGAAUCCCGAAGAAUUACAAGUUGGUCGAUCAAAUCAAACUGAGGGCCUCCAUCCGACAAUAGAAAAGUCAAAUACACAAUGGCUUGAAAAAAAAACGGCAAAUCGAAAAAGCGAAAAAAAGGUUAUGCAUCAUUCAAUUCAUGAUGAACAAAACAAAGUCUUUUAUCAAGAAAAUUUGGGAAUUGGAGACUCACAAUCUGACUCAUACGAUUUGCCACCACCACUUCCCUCUGCUGUUUAUACCUUAUCGAGAAUGUAUAAACAAGGGCCAGAUAACGGCUUAGUUUUUGAGGGAAAGAACGAUAAGAAAACGAAGAAAAAUAUGAGUAAUAAAGAAAAAACUCCAAGAGGAUUGAACCCCGUGGAAUUUGUUUCAAAUCUUUCGGAUGAGCAAAUUUUUGAUUCUCUUGGUCGCCUUAUGAAUGUAAGUUUUUUUGGAGGGGAAAAGAAUGAAUCUUUAGAAAACCCCAAAACCAGCUCUGAAAUAAAUUCAUCUUUAUGCGUUUCCCCUCCGCUUCUCCGAAAAUUAAUAAACUCGGCUCUUCCGCGAGAAGUGUCAGAUAAAUUGCCAGAUCACAUUAAGGAUAGUCAACUAUCAGAAGAUCCCUUCACCUAUCUACGGCCAACAAAGACUGUCUUGCGUUGGCGUCAGGGUUUUUUUGGGCCCUGA
Trypanosoma cruzi is the source of this 1800-nucleotide messenger RNA. RefSeq lists its product as uncharacterized. Gene Ontology annotation, molecular function: protein binding. The transcript has a single exon. The record is from RefSeq and is a predicted model, not a curated record. The coding region runs from base 1 to 1800 and encodes 599 amino acids. Lineage: Eukaryota; Euglenozoa; Kinetoplastea; Trypanosomatida; Trypanosomatidae.